Zea mays is the source of this 4928-nucleotide messenger RNA. Its product is annotated as transmembrane 9 superfamily protein member 4. The record is from RefSeq and is a predicted model, not a curated record. Gene Ontology annotation, biological process: protein localization to membrane. Bases 2624 to 4585 code for a protein of 653 amino acids. The transcript is spliced from 2 exons. Lineage: Eukaryota; Viridiplantae; Streptophyta; Magnoliopsida; Poales; Poaceae. Gene Ontology annotation, cellular component: membrane.
UGCCUUGCCUCUAAUUGGGCAUGCAGCCUGAAACCUUGCCUUUCUUUCUUCGGUUCUUCCAUUACCCCCAGGCCCCAGCGUGCGUGGUCUCCUUCCUCUCGUGGCGACGACCGAGCGGCCGUCGCUGCCUACGUGCCCAGUCCUGUUCGUCCCUUCGCCGGCGACGGCCACGACCUGGUACGCCCAUCCUCUACUCUUCUCUUCAUGCUGUGCGGAACCGAGCAUCCAAGCCCUAAUUUACUAUUUGUAUUCGGAUCUGAUCUGAUCUGAUCUAAUUAUGCCUACUAACCUGGUGUCCUUUACUGGAUCCGCCCAUAACUGCAUCUCGAUUCAUAAUUUCGUUCAUUAGUUCAUUGAAAGAUUAGCUUAAGAAAAUGUUCCUGAUACAAAUCUAAAUAUGAAAUUCUGAAUCCUUUAUAGCACUGAAGCAAAUAACUGAAUCUGAAUCCGCCAUGAUAUAAAUAACUGAUGUAUGUCUACUAAGUAUAAUUUUGCCAUGGUAGUGUUUCGUUGAGGAAAGAAUGAUAUACAUUGCCAGAUGACUCCUAGCUAAUUUUGCCAUGGUAGUAUUUCCUCGAGGAAAGAAUGGUAUGCAUUGGUAGAUGACUCUUACCUUACUUGAAGUUAGAUCUUUAUGAUGCAUGAUAGAGUUUCUGUCUGUACAACUUCUAACAUGGCCAAUCAGCAACUAAGAAGUGAAUACCCAAGUUCGAAAUGAGACCAUUUCCCACUUACUAAGCACUACCUUUUCCUUCUCUAUUUUCAGUUUUUUAAUUCAGACCACAAUAAUAAGUAAACACUUGAAGUUGACAAUCCUAGUAUAUAUCUUGGUUAUUUCCUUCCAAAAUAUUUUGUUAGCACGAUAUGAUUACCCUCCCAUCUGACUCUCCCCUGGUAGCAUCCACCUGCUCUGAGUGUUUGAGUAGUAUCACUAGCAGUAAAAAUCCAUUGAUUACAAACAACGAGCAGUGAUCAGGACACAUCUGGUCGAUAAUGCUAUUUUGAUGAAUGCACUUAGUUUGUAAUAUGUAACAGAAUCACAGAACAAUGUCGAUGAAAGAGCGACAACUGAGCAUUUGCCAUGCACUUUAAUUACUUUUAUGAUCAAUAAUUUAAUACAAACAUAUGUCUCUACCAAUGUUAAAGGAUUUUUCACGUACAUUUUUUGUUCUACAAAAGAAACCGAGGAAACAACUCAGUUCAAUUGUGUAGGCACAAUUUUUUUUCUCGAAAACGCAGCAGAAUGUAGGCACAAUUUUGAAGCCAAGUUAAGGAUUUUUUAAAUUUCACUUGUAUGUUUGGUUGAUAGGACCUGAACAAUCAGAUUGUAUUGUUUCAGGGAGUUCAGUAAAGCGAUGAUUAGUUUUAUAUGAUGACAGUAGGCAUCAUGUGUAAAAGAUGUCUUGUUUUCCAUGAAUCCAUAGUGCAUGGUUCUCAUUUAUUUUUUGGAUAAGGGUUCUCAAAGUUUGUGUUUGGGUUUGCCAAUUCUGUGUUUACAGCCAUAAAAUCUCAUCCUUCCUGUUUCAGAUUAAGGUUGUCUCCAGCAGCGUCCUCUAUAUCCAUCCUCUAUACUUGUCCUUUACUUUAUCAUCCGGAAGAUUUCCUCCUCUCCAGCAGCGUCCUCUAUAUCUCGUCCUCUCUUUUAUUUUUUGUACAUACGUAUUUUUCAUACUCUCAUUUUUUUUGUACAUAUUUUAGUUUUGCUAAAUCUGUUGUUUAAAGUAUUAAAAUGGAUAGAGGAGAUGAGAGAUAAUCUCUAUAUAUUAAGGACGGAAGAACAUCCUCUAUAUUUAGAGGACGCUGCUGGAGGGCAUAGGGGAGGGACUAUCCCCUAUAUUUAGAGUACGAUCGUUUUAUAGUCCAUUGCUGGACUCAGACUAAUAGCUGAAGAAUUAUUGGCUAUUAAUCUCCCUCCCUCCCCAUCCCCCUCUCUCUGAACGUCAUGUGCAGGCUCCAUGGAUGAUGUACUAAAUCUGUUUGUUAGUCACAGUUUGUCAUUAACCAUGUUUUUUGUACUCUGCUACACAUAAUACACAUAUAUUGUGGUUGUAGCAAUGACCUAGGGUGUGCAUGAAUACAUUUGUUGUUGUAUUGGGCUAAUUGUGUCAAUCUGGCCCUCCAAGCUAGGGCUGGGCAGAUUUACAUCAACAGUGAAGAACUGAACCGAACCGACAUUGAAUCACUGAAAAUCUCGAUUUUCUUGGUGUCCGGUGAUCAGUUCGAUUGGUGAUCCUGUGAACUUCGGUAUUUGGGUGUGGCUUCGGUUUUCAUACCACGAACACCGACAAACCGAGCCCCCCUCCCCCCGCCCCGAACUUGACCUGCACCGCGUCAAUCCAUCAAUGAUUCAGCCCAUUAUCCUAGGGCCCAGGAGCCACUUAUUCCCUCAGCCUGUGACUUCUCCAUCUGUUUCGUUUCUCCAAGCGACGACAUACUUGGUCUGUAAGCGGCGGCCGCGCAUGGCGGGUGUCAGGUGAGCAGCAAGGGGCAGAGGUGCCGGCCAUGUGGACGAGCAGCGUGGGCGAGAGGCGAGGUACAAGUAGCAGCGGUGCGGGCAUGCAGAGAGCCAGGGAGGCAGCAGCCAUGCGAGGUUAUAGGCAAAGUUUGUCCUGAACUGUUCAUCAUGGUGGAAGGCUGGGUAUUCUCUGCUUUGUUAGUGGUGUUUCUAGCGUUCACAACACCUUGUGAGUCAUUCUACUUGCCAGGUAGUUAUAUGCACACAUAUCAGCAAGGUGAAGUAAUAAGGGCGAAGGUGAACUCUCUCACUUCCAUUGAGACAGAACUACCCUUCAGUUACUACAGCCUUCCAUACUGUCGUCCCAGAGAUGGGGUUAAGAAGAGUGCUGAAAACUUAGGCGAGCUUCUGAUGGGUGAUCAAAUAGAUAAUUCUCCGUACCGUUUCCGUGUAAAUGUCAACGAAUCUCUGUAUCUGUGUACUACAACCCCACUUGACGAGGCUAAUGUGAAGCUCCUCAAGCAGCGUAGCCAUGAUCUAUACCAGGUGAACAUGAUUCUUGACAAUCUUCCUGUGAGGAGGUUCACAGAGCAGAAUGGAAUAACCAUCCAGUGGACAGGCUAUCCAGUUGGUUAUAUUCCAGAAGGCACUUCUGAUGUCUACAUCAUCAAUCACCUGAAAUUUAAGGUCUUGGUCCAUAAGUAUGAAGGAGGCGAAGUAAAGGUAGUUGGGACUGGGGAAGGAAUGGAAGUGAUCUCAGAGACUGACAAAGAUGCCAAUUCUGGAUAUGAGAUUGUGGGAUUUGAAGUUGUCCCAUGCAGCGUGAAGCGUGAUCCUGAAUCCAUAUUGAAGCUUAAUAUGUAUGAUAAAGUCGAUCCUGUGAACUGCCCUGUGGAGUUGGAAAAAUCUCAAUUGGUUAGGGAGAAAGAGAAGAUUACUUUUACUUAUGAGGUUGAAUUUGUAAACAGUGAUAUCAGGUGGCCAUCACGGUGGGAUGCAUACCUGAAGAUGGAGGGUUCGAAGAUUCACUGGUUUUCAAUUAUGAACUCAUUGAUGGUAAUUCUAUUUUUGGCUGGCAUUGUAUUUGUCAUAUUCUUGCGUACAGUGAGGAGGGACUUGACUCGGUAUGAAGAGUUGGAUAAGGAGGCCCAAGCUCAGAUGAAUGAGGAGCUCUCUGGUUGGAAGCUUGUUGUUGGAGAUGUCUUCAGAGAACCAACCUCACCGAAGCUGCUCUGUGUCAUGAUUGGCGAUGGGGUUCAGAUUUUGGGUAUGGCAAUUGUUACCAUUUUCUUUGCCGCAUUUGGCUUCAUGUCUCCUGCAUCGAGAGGAAUGUUGUUGACAGGGAUGAUAGUCUUUUAUAUGUUACUUGGAAUUGUGUCUGGGUAUGCUGCUGUCAGGCUCUGGAGGACUUUAAAAGGAACGUCCGAGGGAUGGAGGUCUGUCUCCUGGUCAACUGCUUGUUUCUUCCCUGGCAUUGUCUUCAUUGUCCUCACUGUGUUAAACUUCAUGCUGUGGACAAGAAAUAGUACUGGAGCCCUUCCCAUCUCACUUUUCUUUGGCCUUUUGUCCUUGUGGUUCUGUGUCUCCGUGCCACUUACCCUUUUAGGUGGUUUCUUUGGCACAAGGGCUGAGCCAAUAGAAUUCCCUGUUCGAACCAAUCAGAUACCAAGAGAAAUCCCUACGAAGAAGUACUCAUUGCUCUUCAUACUUGGUGCUGGAACUCUACCUUUUGGAACACUCUUCAUCGAGCUCUUCUUCAUUCUUUCUAGUAUUUGGCUUGGAAGGUUCUAUUACGUGUUUGGCUUCCUCCUUGUCGUGCUUCUUUUGCUGAUUGUGGUGUGUGCUGAGGUAUCAGUUGUUCUUACCUACAUGCAUCUCUGCGCGGAGGACUGGAGGUGGUGGUGGAAAGCUUUCUUUGCUUCUGGAACAGUGGCCCUUUAUGUGUUCCUUUACUCUAUCAACUACUUGGUGUUUGAUCUCAGAAGCUUGAGUGGGCCAGUUUCUGCUAUUCUCUACAUUGGAUACUCUUUCGUUGUCUCCCUUGCCAUUAUGCUAGCGACUGGUACCGUUGGCUUCCUGACGUCGUUCUCUUUUGUCCACUACCUUUUCUCAUCAGUCAAGAUUGAUUGAAGAUCCAGGGUUGUCUUUACACAAAAUCACCUGUGAGCUCAAAUGAUAUGACCAUUGCAUCUUGAAGGCCUUUCACAGAGCAGUGCUGUUUGUAAUGUAGCUUAUUACCGAGAGUCUGAGACUACUGUACCUUGUAAUGAAUAGUAUAUUUCAGCAGAUGUGUUUUGAAGUUUGUCACACUUUGCUACAGCAUUUUGUUGACCUGCCAAUACUGUAGGAAAAGUCUUGCGUUUAUUAUCCCAUGGUGCCAUUUUGUUGUCUGUUUCUUUCUGCAAGAUUGGCUUGCAGCUGGAGAACUAUACGUUCUUAUGGUAUAAUAUACAUGUGCAAAAUGUUUCCCAUG